Messenger RNA from Zophobas morio, 871 nucleotides. RefSeq names its product phospholipase A2-like. Gene Ontology annotation, biological process: arachidonate secretion; phospholipid metabolic process. The transcript is spliced from 5 exons. Lineage: Eukaryota; Metazoa; Arthropoda; Insecta; Coleoptera; Tenebrionidae. The record is from RefSeq and is a predicted model, not a curated record. Bases 168 to 842 code for a protein of 224 amino acids.
UGGUCAUGACUUGAAAGUAAACCAUCAGUGUUAAAAUUCUAAAUUCUCGUGAAGUACCUCUAUCAUCUACACUAAUUAUUCUUUGGUUAAAAAGCGAAGUGACUCCCCCAAGUCCUUGGUUAUCAAACAUUUAUGCAGAAUAUUUUCGUCAUCUGCAGGCAACAAGAAUGUUUAAAAUAUUGAUUCCAAUAAUCUGUCUUUUAGUACCACUGAAUUGUCAAAAUCGAACUUCUAACGUUUUCGACCCUAAAAAGUAUCAAUUUUACCAUAUCCCCGCUGAACCUCCACAUUUUAAAGCCUUAACCAGUGAUGGUGUACUAAUAACGUCUAAGCCAACUAAAAAACCAGACAACCGAAUUAUGUUCAAUUUCCCAAAUAGUACUUAUGGAAUAGAUUCCAAAAGACAAACCACGGCGAAAGAAUUUAUCACCGGAAUGAGUGUCAUAUUCCCUGGUACCAAGUGGUGUGGUCCAAACGACAAUCCGGAGUCUUAUGAAGACUUGGGCAAUUUUUACACCACUGAUAAAUGUUGCAGAGGCCACGAUCACUGUCCCCAUACUAUACCUGGCAGGUCUCAGAAAUACGGUUUAUGGAACACAGGCUUGUUUACGAGAUCGCAUUGUGACUGUGAACGAAAGUUUUACCUCUGUUUGAAAGACUCCAAAAGUGUUAUCUCUGGUCAACUCGGAUUCACGUACUUUACGCUUUUCGGGCCUCAGUGCUUCAGAGAGGAUUAUCCUAUAAUCGGUUGUGGGAAGUGGGGAUUGCGGAGAUGCGAAAGAUACAUAUAUGACUACCAUGGAGAAGUGAAGUACCAGUGGUUUGACAAUCUUUAUUUUUAAGAAAAUUGUAACAGUUGUAAUUUAUUCGU